Molecule: messenger RNA, 5807 nt
Organism: Ostrinia nubilalis (European corn borer)
Lineage: Eukaryota; Metazoa; Arthropoda; Insecta; Lepidoptera; Crambidae
Gene: Snmp1
Exons: 26
Coding region: 70-5511 (1813 amino acids)
Cellular component (GO): membrane
Molecular function (GO): oxidoreductase activity; FAD binding; 2 iron, 2 sulfur cluster binding
Source: RefSeq, a predicted model, not a curated record
GUUUUAGAUUGAGAUAGAUGAAGACAAUCUUUGAAUAAGUAGCAAGCGUUUAACUUGUGGAUCGUCAUAAUGUCGAAAAUUGUCUUCAAAAUUAAUGGAAAGGAAUACGAAGCGGACGGCCGAUAUGGCCCAGAAUUCUCUCUCAACGACUUCAUCCGAACGGUGGCAGAUCUUCGAGGCACGAAGGUGAUGUGCCACGAAGGGGGGUGCGGCGCGUGCAUAGUGUGCGUCAGAGCUGCGGUACCCCCUUCGAAUGAGAUGAAGACGUUCUCUGUUAAUUCGUGUCUUGUAUCCGUACUAUCAUGCCAUGGAUGGGAGAUAAUGACAGUAGAAGGAAUCGGCAACAGAACUAUUGGAUAUCAUGAGAUACAGACUCGACUGGCUAAGUUCAACGGUACACAGUGUGGUUACUGUACUCCAGGGUGGAUUAUGAAUAUGUAUAGUAUUUACGAAUCAAAAAACAAAAAGCUUUCCAUGCAAGAGAUAGAAAACUCAUUUGCAAGUAACAUCUGCAGAUGUACAGGAUACAGACCUAUAGCUGACGCCUUCAAAACAUUCGCAACUGACGUCCAUGAUGACCUAAAAAACAAACUAGAUGAUAUCGAAGACUUGUCGUUUUUCAAGCCAUGCGGAGUUUCUUGCAACAAAAAAUGUGUACAUAAAACAAAGUGCCAUGAUACAGAGGUUAAUGAAGGUGACUGGUGCGUUUUAGCUAAAGAUAAUAAUAAAAUGAUAGUGAUCGAUUGCGGAUCUCAUAAAUGGUAUAAAGCGUUUUGUUUAGAUGACGUCUUUGAAGUGAUGGGCAAAGCCAAGGAUGACUAUAAGUUGAUAGCUGGGAAUACAGGACAAGGUGUCUAUCAUGUCACAGACUACCCUGGCACAGUUAUAGACAUCUUCAACGUACCAGAACUAAAAGGCCACAUAAUUGAUGUCAACUUGAUACUUGGCGCUGGAAUGCCUUUGUCUGAAAUGAUGGACCUUUUCCUACAACUGUCGAAUUCUAAUGAAGACUUUUCAUACUUGAAACAAUUUCACGAGCACAUGGAUCUUGUCGCUCAUAUCCCUGUUCGAAAUAUUGGAACUAUAGGAGGAAAUUUAUUCAUGAAACACACAAACAACGACUUUCAAUCAGAUAUUUUCUUGCUUUUCGAAACAAUUGGUGCUAUGGUCACAAUUGCGGAAUCUUCUCAGAAAACGAAAGCUGUUACAUUUAUUGAAUUCCUUAAUACUGACAUGAAAGGCAAAAUUAUAAUGAAUAUUUUGCUGCCACCACUGUCUCAAUGCUGUUUAUUUAAGUCAUACAAGAUAAUGCCUCGGUCGCAAAAUGCACACGCAGUUGUGAAUGCUGGUUUCCUCUUCAAAUUGAAACAAAAAUCUAGUAUAAUAGAAAAAGCAUCGCUUGUCUUUGGUAGCAUAACGCCAAAAUUCAGUCAUGCAACAAAAACAGAAGCUAUAUUAGCUGGAAAAGAUCUAUUUACAAAUGAGACACUUCAAAUAGCCGUGAAGACAUUAGUAGAUGAAGUUUCACCAGAAGAAAUGCCUCCAGAGCCUUCAGCAGCUUACAGGAAAAUGUUAGCGGUUACUUUAUUUUAUAAGGCAAUCUUGUACUUAUGCCCGGAUGACAAACUUGACAAGAAGUUUCGAUCUGGUGGUGAGGCCAUAAAACGACAUACAUCACAAGGAACACAGACUUUUGAUACUGAUAAAAGCGUCUGGCCUUUAAACCAACCUGUACCUAAGCUGGAAGCUCUGGUACAAUGUGCAGGUGAAGCCACAUUUGCGAAUGAUCUGCCAAAGCAAACUGGAGAAGUUUAUGCAGCGUUUGUUACAGCUGAUGUGAGACCUGGGAGUAUCAUUAGUGGCUUUGAUGCCACAGAAGCACUCAAAUAUCCUGGAGUAAUUGCGUUUUACACCGCUAAAGACAUACCCGGAGAUAAUUCGUUUACUCCUCCAAAUGUGCCCGUCAUAAUAGAAAAUGAAGAAAUUCUAUGCUCCGAAAAAGUGAAAUACUAUGGAGAACCAGCUGGAAUAAUCGUUGCUGAUAAAGAGAAAACAGCCAAUAAAGCCGCAAAACUAGUUAAAAUUAUAUAUUCAUCUACAAAUAAAAAUAAACCUAUUAUAUCUAUAGCAGAUGCAAUGAAAGCACCAGACAAGGAUCAAAGAAUAGUCAAUACCAGAACUAUUGAACCAACUGAAAAUGGCAAUGAUGUAAAAUGUGUUUUAUACGGAGAAUUCAAUGUAGGAACCCAGCAUCAUUUUUACAUAGAACCUCAAACUUGUGUAACUAAACCAACCGAAGAUGGAAUGGAAGUAUACUCUGCAUGUCAGUGGCUUGAUUUGCCGAAUGUUGCUAUAGCACAAAGUCUUAAAAUGCCAGUGAAUAAAAUAAAUGUCAUCAUACGCCGAGUGGGAGGGGCCUACGGAGGCAAAAUAACGCGCUCAUGCCAAAUUGCAUGUGGCGCGGCCUUGGUGACCCACUUGCUAGGGAGGACUUGUAGAUUUAUUCUGCCUUUGCAAACUAAUAUGAAAAUCAUUGGUAAAAGGCUAUCUACUUCCUGCAAUUUUGAGGUUGGUGUAAAUAAGGAAGGUGUGAUUCAAUUCUUAAAACACAAAUUCUAUCAAGACAAUGGUUGCUCAAACAAUGAAAACAUAAGCCCAGUUACAGUGAAUCACGUUCUAAAUUGCUACGACACUCGACGAUGGUACAUUGAAGCUAAUAGUGUUGCUACUGAUACACCUUCCAACACUUGGUGUAGGGCGCCGUCUUCAACUGAAGGUAUAGCGAUGAUAGAAUAUAUCAUGGAAAGAAUUGCUUACAAUCUGGGUAAAGAUCCUUUGGAAGUCAGAAUGAAAAAUAUGGCUAAAGAAAACAAUCCCAUUCCCGAGUUAAUUGACCAAAUAAAAAAGGACUCUAAUUACGAUGAACGCGUAAAUGAGGUGAAGCAAUUUAACGACGAAAAUAGAUGGAGGAAAAGAGCUAUCAAACUAAUUCCAAUGACUUACGAUAUAUUUUACAUCGGCCCUUACAAUUCUAUUGUAUCAAUUUAUCAUGCAGAUGGGUCUAUUUCUCUUACUCAUGGUGCAGCUGAAAUGGGACAAGGGAUAAACACAAAAGCAGCUCAAGUCUGCGCGUACAUGUUUGGUAUAGGUUUAGACAAAGUGAGUGUGAAACCAAGUUCUAGUUUUACAUCUCCAAAUUGCACAGCCACAGGAGCAAGUAUUGGUAGCGAAUGUGUAUGUUUCGCCACGAUGAAAGCUUGUGAAAUCAUUUUGGAGCGAUUGAAACCCAUUAGAGAAAAAUUAAACAAUCCAAUUUGGGAAGAGCUGGUGAAAGAAGCAAAUUCAGCUGGGGUAGACCUGCAAGCAUCUUAUGCUUACUCCUCGAAAGAUAAUGUGAAACCGUAUGAUAUUUACGGAGUGGUUGUCAUGGAGAUAGAACUGGAUAUUUUGUCUGGAAACCAUGAUAUACGAAGGGUUGAUUUGCUUGAGGAUACUGGAAGGAGUUUGAGCCCCCAAAUAGAUGUGGCACAGAUCGAAGGAGCAUUCGUGAUGGGUCUUGGUUACUGGACGUCUGAAAAUAACAUCAUGGAUCCUGACACCGGAAGAAUACUUACUGAUCGCACGUGGACUUACAAGCCACCGGGAAUCAAGGACAUUCCAGCUGACUUUAGAGUUUAUUUUAGAAGAAAUGCUAGCAACCCUUUGGGAGUAUUGCAAUCAAAAGCUACUGGUGAACCGGCGUUAUGUUUAGCUGUGGUGAUUACACACGCCUUGAGGGAAGCUGUUAGGUCAGCCCGCCUGGAUGCUGGUUACGAGGACCAAUGGGUGGACAUAAGGAAUCCUUGCACAGUGGAAAACAUAUUCAUGGCAGUCGGGCAUAAAGUCGAGCAUUUUAAGUUGAAACCAGACUGUUCGGCAGUCCAGAAGAUGCAGCUGCAGAAACCACUCAAGAUCGGGCUGGGGAUGAUGGGUGCGGGGCUCUUCGGCAUCAUAUUUGGAUGGGUGCUGUUCCCUGUCAUCCUAAAGAGCCAGUUGAAGAAGGAAAUGGCGUUGUCGAAAAAAACCGACGUGCGAGCCAUGUGGGAGAAGAUUCCCUUCGCCCUGGACUUCAAAGUGUACAUGUUCAACUACACCAAUGUGGAGGAGAUCAUGAAGGGUGCCGCUCCCAUCGUCAAGGAGAUCGGGCCUUUUCACUUUGAUGAAUGGAAGGAGAAGGUGGACAUCGAGGACCACGAUGAAGACGACACGAUUACCUACAAGAAGAGGGACUACUUCUACUUCAGGCCAGACAAGUCAGGACCGGGGUUGACCGGGGAAGAGGUAGUGGUUAUGCCACACCUGCUUAUGUUGAGUAUGGCCACUAUCGUGAACAACGACAAGCCAGCCAUGCUGAACAUGCUGGGGAAAGCCUUCAACGGGAUCUUCGAUGAGCCGAAGGACAUCUUCAUGAGGGUGAAGGUCCUGGACCUCCUGUUCCGAGGGAUCAUCAUCAACUGUGCCCGAACUGAGUUCGCGCCGAAGGCAGUCUGCACUGCUUUAAAGAAAGAAGGCGCUACUGGGAUGACUUUUGAGCCUAACAAUCAGUUUAGGUUCUCGUUGUUUGGAAUGCGCAACGGCACCAUAGAUCCCCACCUGGUCACCGUGCGCAGAGGCAUCAAGAACGUAAUGGAUGUGGGAAAAGUCAUCGCCAUCGAUGGGAAGACGGAGCAGGACGUCUGGAGGGACAAAUGCAACCAGUUCGAAGGAACGGACGGCACGGUCUUCCCACCUUUCCUUACUGAGAAGGACAACCUUGAGUCGUUCUCUGGUGACCUUUGCAGGUCAUUCAAGCCCUGGUACCAAAAGAAAACCUCCUACAGAGGGAUCAAGACGAACCGCUACGUAGCCAACAUUGGGGACUUUGCCAACGAUCCUGAACUGCAGUGCUACUGUGACAGCCCUGACAAAUGCCCUCCCAAAGGCCUCAUGGACCUCAUGAAGUGUAUGAAGGCACCGAUGUAUGCCAGUCUACCACACUACCUGGAUAGCGACCCACAGUUAUUGAAGGAUGUCAAAGGACUAAGCCCCGAUGCCAAUGAGCAUGGAAUCGAAAUUGACUUUGAACCGAUAUCAGGAACUCCAAUGGUUGCCAAACAACGCGUACAGUUCAACAUAAUACUCCUGAAAGCCGACAAAAUGGACCUCAUCAAGGACCUCCCUGGGACUAUGACGCCUUUAUUUUGGAUAGAAGAGGGUCUAGCUCUCAACAAGACCUUCGUGAAGAUGCUGAAGAACCAGCUCUUCAUCCCGAAGAGGAUCGUCAGCGUGGUGAAGUGGUUGCUAGCUGGCGUCGGAUUCGUGGGGCUUGUUGGCUCUGUGGUGUACCAGUUCAAGGGCAAAAUGAUAAACUUCGCACUUUCCCCGAGCUCCGCCCCGGUGACGAAGGUCAAUCCGGAGAUUAACCAGCAAAACCAGCCGAAGGACAUAAGCAUUAUCGGGGAGUCCCAGAACCCCCCCAAAGUGGACAUGUAAUCCUCAAUCAGGCGACUUCUGACGUUUUACAUGCGUUGGAGUCGCCGAUACGGCAUUAAUAGUUUCUCUCCAAUGUUUUGGACUCAAACAUUUAGAAUUGCUGUAUCACGUGUUAGGAAUAGAAAUAGACCUGCACAUAUUUAACUAGAGAUACCAAAGACCUUAGUUUUUACAGGAAUUUAAAUGUAGAGCAGAGCACACAAACUACGUAUAUUUUUUUCUUGAUAUUUCCUCAUUCGUUUAUAGAUUAGAAAGGCAUAUUUUAUGUAAUUAGUAAUAAACUUUAACUGAUUUUA